This is a messenger RNA of Sceloporus undulatus (fence lizard), 356 nucleotides long. Its product is annotated as unconventional myosin-XVIIIb-like. Lineage: Eukaryota; Metazoa; Chordata; Lepidosauria; Squamata; Phrynosomatidae. The record is from RefSeq and is a predicted model, not a curated record. The transcript has 2 exons. The coding region runs from base 3 to 326 and encodes 107 amino acids.
AGAUGAAGGCCGAGGCGAAGGAGAUGGCCGAGAGGGAGAUGGAAGCCAACCGAAGGCGCAUGGAGCUGGAGAAGCAAGUGGACGAAUUAUCCGCCAUGAGGCAAACUCUUCAAGCGGAUUUGGAGACUUCAAUCCGGCGCAUCGCCGAUUUGCAAGCCGCUCUCGAGGAAGUCCAGUCGAGCGACGAAAGCGAUGCGGAGAGGUACCGAUCCAAAAUAAAAUUUUGUGCAGUUUUGGGAAGACGUUUUGCAAAAAAUUCAGGUAUUUUUUGCCCAGUUCGGACUCGAUGCUGCAGCAAACGAGGCGAAUACCAUCUUAGCUUGUAAUUAAAGAAACAUCAUUUCUACGCGGUCCGA